UGCGUUCUGUACACAAACGGCCCUCGUUGCUUGCGGCCCCUUUCCGGCAGCUCUGGGGACCAGAUCCUGCCGGGGCCCGAGGUCACAACACCCCGUCUUCCGUUUCGGUAAACCGCGGGGAGCCCGUCACUAGAGACACGUCCUGCCGGCUGGGCACGCUCCAACUUUGGCUUGGGCCCGCUGCACGGUGUCGGAGUGUCUGUCUACUGCUGCGGGACGCCGGCUUGUCUCCGCGCCUCUGUGGUCGAGUCACCGGGGAUCCGGAGGAACAGCAUGUCCGGAAGCCCAGAGAAGAGCCUUACUGCCCAAGAGCUGAAGGAGCAAGGGAAUCGCCUCUUCCUCGGUAGGAAGUAUCAAGAAGCUGCGGCCUCCUACAGCAAGGCCAUAAACCGUAACCCAUCUGUGGCAGUGUACUACACAAACCGUGCUCUGUGCUAUGUGAAGAUGCAGCAGUUUGAUAAGGCGGUAGCAGACUGUAAACAUGCCCUGGAAUUAGAUAGCCAGUCUGUUAAGGCUCACUUCUUCCUCGGACAGUGCCUGCUGGAAAUGGAGAAUUAUGAUGAAGCUAUCGGCAACCUGAAUAGAGCUUACAAUUUAGCAAAAGAACAAAGGUUGAAUUUCGGGGAUGACAUUCCAAGUGCCCUGAGGAUAGCGAAAAAGAAGCGAUGGAACAGCAUCGAAGACAAAAGAAUACAGCAGGAGAAUGAUCUUCAUGACUAUCUCACCAAACUGAUCCUCUCAGAAAAGGAAAGGGAAGUGGAGCAGUGUAAACGAAAACUCCAUGAAGAGAACAUGGAUGAUUCCCGAACUCGAAUGGAAAUUGCAAAGAUAGAAGCCAGACAUGACAAGUACAUGAAUGAAAUGGAUAACUUGUUCUCACAAGUGGAUGAGAAGAGAAAGAAGCGAGAUAUUCCUGACUAUCUUUGUGGAAAGAUCAGCUUUGAGUUAAUGAGGGAGCCAUGCAUUACACCCAGUGGGAUCACAUAUGACAGGAAAGAUAUAGAGGAGCAUCUUCAGCGGGUGGGUCACUUUGAUCCAGUGACUCGAAGUCCAUUGACUCAAGAACAGUUGAUUCCAAAUCUGGCCAUGAAGGAGGUAAUUGAUGCAUUUAUAUCAGAAAAUGGCUGGGUAGAAGAUUACUAAACUGGAUUUAAGGCCAUCAGGACUUGCAUAUUUGCACUGCAGCAUCAACUCAAUGAUUGGACUAACAAACUGAGUGAGUGUGAGCAAGCCACAGAAACUGACGGAAUGAUGGGGAACGAGGGGAUGUGCAGGUAUCACCUGCAGCUCUGUACCUGAGGGACACACAUCUUUUUGCUUAUGUUUAAAUUUCUCUUACAUGCAUGUAUAUAAAUCAUAUUUGCCAGAGGAAUUCUGAACCUAGAGCAGUUAUUAAAAUAUUACUGGCUCUUUAAUGCUUGGUGUAGUGGGGUAAUCUGAUUUACAGUUUUGAUUUCUUUGAUUUUAAAUUUAAAAAACAGAUGAAUUGGAUUAUAUUCCAUGCAAUAUUUGAGUGCUUUGUUUUUUAUUGUAAAUGUUGGUAUAUGAUCUGAUUGAAAAAUGAAAACUUCCUGACAUCAAAAGAUCUAGAGCCAUUUUGUGAUUGAAUAGGCAAUUAAUGCAUAGUUUAUAUUUCACUCAAAUGCCUUCUCUGCUUUAGAUUGUCUUGCUGCCAAAAUGUGUUGUCUGUUAACAGGCAUCAACUAAAAUCCAAACUGCUGAUUUCUCUAUUGUCACUCAAGGUACUCCUCUCAUCAGCUAUAUAUCAAGAGAACAACACAAGAUCAGGGCGUGAAAUUUAUGACUGUUUCAAUACUGAUCUGAAAACAUUUAGAUCUACUGUAAACAUUUAGUAUGUGUCUACGAGUAGGACCUAUCGAACGUGUGUGGGCUAAAGACAUUUAUGGAGAUACUCUUUGUGGCUACACACCCUAAGCAGACACCUGCAAAGUAGGCCAAAGUUUUAUUUUCUCAUUUGUGCCAGUAUUUGGUCAAGUAAUGGAUUUCUCAAAUCACAACCUUAAAGCCUGUGAAUUUGGGAUAGUGCACUAGUUUAAAUCUCUAGAAUAGCAACCUUGUUUAAAAUAUGAGACUCUACCUGACAAAUAUAAAUGAAUAAUUUAAAAAUAGUAACUAAUGUGUCUGAAACAACACAGCCAGUAUAAACCAUUCAGGUUAGAAGGUACAAACUAAUCUCUUGUAGCAAAUGUGAAUAGUGUGCCUCCUUGUGAAGUAAAUACUGCAUCAGAAUUGUUGGACAACAAACUUGUGUUGUCCAGUUUGCUUGUCUCCUUCAUCCUCUUUCACUCUUUCCACUGUCCCUCUCCAAAUGACAGCUGUUGUCAUACGAUAACUUGGUGAAAUUUACAUAUCCUAACUUGAUUUCCUUGUAGUGUUUCUUGUUCUGUUAAAAAUAUCUGAAUGUGUGCUAUCAGUUUGGGAGAUAAAUUGACUUAGGUGGCUUUAUCAGUAUUUCUGUAAAUGAGAAAAAUAAGAAAUCUUUCUUUAUUGAUGAGAAAUCUUUUUUGAUAGCUUUCAGGAAAUCAGAAUAAAUCCAGAACAUCUAACGAGAUAUUCACAUUUCCAAGGUGUUUAAGAGGCUACUCGUUGUGUUAAUAAAGUUUAUAAAUAAUUGGAAUUUUGAUUAGCAUGUAUAUUAUUCAGCUCAAUAAUUGUCAAUAUCUCAUCCAUUCCCUCUCCUGUACAGCUCCUUAAUGUGGUCUUGUAAGCAAUGUUGACAAGGUUAAGCAACGUGUCUAUGCAUGAUGGUGCUGGUAGUAUCAGGUGACAGUGAUUAUGUGAUGGGAUGGAGAUGUGUGUCAAACAAGAUUCCACAUUAGAAAUGUAAUGGUAAUAAUUUUCUUUUUCCUCCACCAGAACUUAGUCACUGAUCCAUGACCAGUAUCUGACUAUGUAGUAUCCUUGAAUAUGAUUAGGAACUCAAAUGCAAGAUAUUCUUGUGUACCUUCUAGCUUCAUAUACGGUUAUUCUGUCGAUGUACUGUCACAUUAUUUAGUUUUAUUUCUUCAUUAUGUACAGUGUGUUAAAUAUCAUCUUUUAUCCAUGAUUUCUUGCUACAGUUAUCUAGUGGCAUGGAACUGUUAUCUUGAUUCAGUUUUACUUUACAAAUCGAAUGGUUGUGGUUUUCUGCCAACCGCUCCCCCCCCUUUCUAUUUGUGUGCAGUUUAUUAAAUAGACAGAGUUAAAUAGUUGUACAAAUCACUGCAUUGUGCUACUUCACAUUCAUUAAAAUGUUGCUGUGGCUCAGUCGGUAGAGUUCUUAUUUCAAAGUCAGAGGGUUAUGGGUUCAAAUUCAAUUCCAUUAACUUGAGCUAAAAAAACUUAGUGUUGGACUUGGUGACUUUUAAGUAGAGCUCCUGUCUAUCCUAACAGAUGUAGAGGAUACAUUGGCACUAUUUCAGCAGACGAGGCAGUAAUCCAUGGUGUCUGGGUCAUUGUUUAUCUCACAAUGAAUUUGUCAUUCUCACAUUGUUGCUGCUGGGAACUUGAUGUGUUCAAAUUGGUUAGUGUACUUCCUACAACAUUUCUUCUGGCUAUAAAGUGCAAUGGCAUGUUCUUAAGCCUUAAAAGGUCCUUCAGAAAUUCAGGUCUUUCUUGUGUUUGGAAUGGGUUAGAUGAAAUCCUUUAGAACAGACGUAAGGAGGAAUUUUUUUAGCCAGAGAGUAGUAAAUCCGUGGACUGCAGUGGAGGCCAAGUAUGUGCAUAUGUUUAAGGCAGAAGUUGAUCGUUUCCUGAUUGGUCAGGGCAUCAAAGGAUAUGGCAAGAAGGCAGGUAUAUGGGGUUGGGUAGGAUCUGGGAUCAGCCACGAUGGAAUGGCGGAGCAGACUCGAUGGGCUGAAUGGCCUAAUUCUGCUCGUCAUAUGGUCUUAAAAGGUUGCCAUUUUUGCCUAUAGGCCCUUUUCCACACUACAAACCUCGAUUCAGAAAUUGUCAUUUCUCUGCAUUCCUGCAGCUGAGAAUAGUCUAAUUAUUUGCUCAUAUUUUUUGAUCUUUUUCAGGCAUAAUUUGCAAAGUUGUAUAAUGUGCAUUACUAUUUUUGCCAAGCUCAUUCCUCUUGCCUUUGUCUACCUUGAUCAAAAACUAAAAGAAGACAGUUCACAAUUUGUUCAGCUUUAUGAAUGCCAUUCUGCCUAUUGAUCACGGAAUGCAUUUGGUGAACCUUGGACAACUUAGUACAAAUGAGAAACCCAACUGGACUGCCAUAGGAAUGUGGUGUGGGGAAACCAGUUAGGUACACAAAAGGUUUUACCAUUGUAGACACCCCAAAACUGUCCAAAUGCAAUCUUUUAUGAAUUGCAUCUUGAUUUAAAAUGUUCCGUAUGAAAUUUUUGAGAUGUCUGUUUGUAUUGGAUUUGGGAUUACUUGGACAGAAAUUGGAUAACAAUCACCCUGUUAUUCUGGAUUAAAUGUCUAUUAGAGUUAUAGGUCAAUGGUCAUUUAAUAGUGCUUUGACGAGUCAUGAAUUCCAGAAGUUAAUUAAUAUUGUGACCUGAGCAGCAACCAACUAUCAGUGAAACGGUGUGAUCUAAUAAAGUAAGUUUCUUGCCAAUGGGAGGCGCUGCUUUUCUUGUGUUAUGUGAAUAAUAUUUCUGGAAACAAAUGUUUUUUUUCCCCAGUUACACAGAUCUUUUGCAUUGAUUUUAUUUCUUGGUUUCUGACUAAAUCAUUAAUUAGAAAGUGGGUGAUAAUGUGGCAGAUUUUAAAGAAUAUCAAACCAAUUCACUAAGACUCACAGGUGAUCUGAAGGAUUAUUUUUCUCGAAAAAAUGACAGGAUUUAUGAAAUACAUAGGCUUUUAGAACAAUUUAAACUGAAUUCAUAUUUUGAACCAUUUUUCACAUUUUUAGGCGAUACAAUGGGUUGAAAGGAAGGUAAGAGUUUGU
Mobula hypostoma (lesser devil ray) is the source of this 4903-nucleotide messenger RNA. RefSeq names its product STIP1 homology and U-Box containing protein 1 (gene stub1). Gene Ontology annotation, molecular function: protein-folding chaperone binding; ubiquitin protein ligase activity. Gene Ontology annotation, biological process: cellular response to misfolded protein; protein polyubiquitination; protein quality control for misfolded or incompletely synthesized proteins. The transcript is spliced from 7 exons. Lineage: Eukaryota; Metazoa; Chordata; Chondrichthyes; Myliobatiformes; Myliobatidae. The record is from RefSeq and is a predicted model, not a curated record. The coding region runs from base 274 to 1143 and encodes 289 amino acids. Gene Ontology annotation, cellular component: Z disc; cytoplasm.